Messenger RNA from Scaptodrosophila lebanonensis, 501 nucleotides. RefSeq lists its product as uncharacterized. The transcript has 3 exons. Bases 1 to 501 code for a protein of 166 amino acids. Lineage: Eukaryota; Metazoa; Arthropoda; Insecta; Diptera; Drosophilidae. The record is from RefSeq and is a predicted model, not a curated record.
AUGUGCACCCAAAUAGGGGGCACUCGCAUGCUGAAAUUCACAAAUGUCAAGUGCAUGGAUCUGCCCACGAACAACGGUUUCUCCAAAUACGAUUUUUGCCGCCUAAAGGUUGUUGGCCGAAACUGUGUUGAGCUCUCACUGAAAUGUAGUCUCCUGAACCUGCCUAUCACGAAUCUAACAACUCAAAUGCAGUUAUUCCAGCGACGGGAUGGGUAUCGGCCGUACCUCUACAACGUCUACUUCGACUUUUGUAAGCUGAUGAACAACAUGAAUCGUGGCUUCUCACUGGAGCGUUAUAUCUUCGGAGCUGUACGCAAGAACAGUAAUUUCAAUCAGACCUGUCCCUGGACCGAGAAUUAUAUGUCCGUUGACAAAUUUGCCCUGAACUUUACCAAGAUCGACCUACCGGUGCCAACUGGAUAUUAUCGAUUUGAUUUCACUUUCUAUAGCUAUGGAAUACCCCGCACCUUGACGCAGGUGUAUUUCGAGAAAGUCAUAUAA